Physella acuta is the source of this 2612-nucleotide messenger RNA. RefSeq names its product splicing factor ESS-2 homolog. The record is from RefSeq and is a predicted model, not a curated record. Lineage: Eukaryota; Metazoa; Mollusca; Gastropoda; Physidae. Gene Ontology annotation, cellular component: catalytic step 2 spliceosome.
UCGUAAAAUUUACGCAUAGGCCUUACUUUCCUCAAAAAACAUAACAAUGGAGGUUGCGAAAUUAAAAGAUGAUAACAAGAAAGUUGUUGUUGCUCAACAAUUUAAAGUCCCGUCUCAACGUUGGAUUAAACCUAAAAAAAUUCUAACUGAGGACGAGUUUUCACAGGGCAUCAGCAAGAUAAUUGAAAGAGAUUUCUUCCCUGACUUACCUAAACUAGAGGCACAAGCUGAAUAUUAUGAAGCCUUGGAAAAAAAUGACUUGGUCAAGCUCAGGGAAAUUCAAAUGAGAUUCAAGCGCCCAGAUACUGGUACUUCUGAUGUUGCCAGCACUCCAGCUACAUUUGAGACUCCAGAGGGUCGCAGAAAAACAACCCCCGCAAAGAAGAUACAGAAAGAUGCCUCACAGUCUGAUCCAAAUAAAGCUGGCAGCCAGAUGGAUAUUGAAGAAGCCCUGGAAAACAUGGAGGAAGAUACAGAUACACCUAAAAUCAGGCUUGACUCUUUUUUGGCUAAAAAUACCAGUGAGGACAGUGCAUCAUUUGUUGAAAUCCUGAAAGAAUCUGAUCGCAAGCAUAGACUCAAGCAUGCUUGGUUGUUUGAGAAAGAAAAAGAACAAUUAGCUGAGCAUGAGGAGUUUUCUAUUGUACCAGCUAUUGAGGAUCAGGCAGCCAUAGAAGACAGACCAGCUCAUAUAAACUCUUGGAAAUAUAUUAAUGAGAAUGCUGUUAUGUAUGUGCCAGAAGGGCUAGAACUAAGUGCUAAGGAAAUGAUAGAGCUGCAGAAGCACAAACCCAAAGAGAUAGUCCAUGAAAACACACGGUUUCACUUCAAUCCUUUCAGCAAUGCCAGGAGCAAAGAGGCUAUGCAGCAGGCUGCUGCUUUUAAGGCUUUGUCCAAUCAAGGAAAAAUUGGCCAUGAUGGUAAAGAAAUUCAGCUGAGACAGUCACCACAGGUCAAUGGCUAUGGAUUUGUUGUGACACCCUCCCCAGCCCCUGGGGUGUCAGAGUCUCCUUUGAUGACCUGGGGUGAGAUAGAGAGCACGCCCAUGAGGCUGGACAAUAACAAUGAUGCUCUGCCUUCAAUGACGCCAGGACCUGUGUUUAGGAUUCCUGAUGUUCCAAAAAGAGACAGACUUGCCCUGGAGUUAUCUGAAAAAGCUAGCAAAGCUCACAGGGCUAAAAAAGAAGAAGCUAUCAGACAAGUUACUCGUAGAUUUGCGAGUCCUUCACCUUCAUCAAAACUAGGCCUGAGCUCAGUGGAAAGACUCAACUCCAUGUCCCCAGCAGCCCAGAGGCUGGCCAGCAAGCGGCUGGGCAUCAAGACAUCCUCAGACAAAGCCCUGCUAGCCAGCUACACACCCAGCCCCUCCCCCACCCACAGACUCCCUGGCACCAAGACCCCCAUCAGACUGACGCCAGGCUCUCGCAGGUCACACGGCUCAUUGCCAGGCAGCCCUGCAGUGUCCACGCCAUCCAGCGAGCGAGGGGACGCCACUCCUUCUAACUCUGAUCUCUCGUCAUUGACUGACCACCUCCUUAAGUUACCUCAGAGAAAAAGAAAACGUGCCGCUGAUUUUUUUGAGCAGCAGUGACUACAGGAACCUCCUGAAAAUACUUGAAUUAUCCAGCGCCUAAUUAGCGGGCUACACAGUUGAGAACUACAUCUCGGAUCAAUUUUCUUCUUGCUGGCUGAUAUGGAUUAAAAUUUAGCCUGAUACCUUUAAGAAAAUUGCAAUGAAUGGUUAUUGAAAUGACGUCCCCUGCGAGAUUGUUUAGAAUCUGAACUAGUGACGUUGUAACCAAAAAAAUCCGAUGUAUUCUUGUGUGUAAAACUACUCAGAUUGUGAUAAAACUAUUGUAAAGAGUGGGUUGAUCCUGCUCAGAUUCCAAUGCCUGUUGUUACAUCAAUGUUUCAUGUCCUUAAAGACAAUACAAUGUUGCCUUGCAUUACCACAACUAUUUGCACCUUGAUGUACAUUGAUCUCUCUAACCUUGAACAUAUGUGGAUUGAUGCUGUUAUCUAACACAAUUGUUGGGCCUACAGACAUUAAUUGUUGUCAUCUAUCCCAGAGUAUAGUUGCUAUAAUGUCUGCUCAGUAUCAACUCAGGAGCAUGUAUGUUAAGAGCCAGCAGCUUCGCCAACAACAUAGUUGGUUGAGGAUUAAAAGUAAAAUAAGCAUUUUAUUUAAUUUAUUCAGAAUCAAAGCCCUUAGUCAGGAAAAUGCUAAUUUUUCUAAAAACUUGUCAUUAAAUGAUAAUGAAAUCAUGUUUGUAUAAUCUUUUAGUGGUUAAGUAAUCUUGUUUUCAUAAUUUGCACUUAACAUAGUCAUUAGUGCUGAAAUGUAGAAGAAAAUGUAAAGUAUUUAUUUGAAAACCUGCCAAAAAAGUAUUUUGUCCAUGACAGUAAUGAUAUGUAGUAGUGGUAAUUAAAUGAAGAUAUUAAUGUAAAGAAAAGAUGCCACAAUUUAAGUAACCACAGCAACAGCAGUGUGAUUACACUCAGACACUGUUCUAGUCAUCACUUUAUGUUGCACAGUAAAACACUCCAUGUUUUAGGAUCAUUUAUUUUAAUUUUAAAGAAAAGUGGAAUUAAAAGAAGUGAAAAGCACCUUG